Messenger RNA from Aspergillus alliaceus, 2643 nucleotides. RefSeq names its product condensin subunit BRN1. The record is from RefSeq and is a predicted model, not a curated record. The coding region runs from base 1 to 2643 and encodes 880 amino acids. The transcript is spliced from 3 exons. Gene Ontology annotation, molecular function: chromatin binding. NCBI's taxonomy places the organism in Eukaryota, Fungi, Ascomycota, Eurotiomycetes, Eurotiales, Aspergillaceae. Gene Ontology annotation, biological process: mitotic chromosome condensation. Gene Ontology annotation, cellular component: condensin complex.
AUGCCCCGCGUAGCGAAUCCUAAGCAUCGCCGCUCGGGCGGUGCCUCUACCCCCCAUAAGAAUUCUCCUAUCAAAAUCCCACUCAAUGAUGACAUGGGCGAAAAGGCAGCUCGUAUGGAAGCCCGACAGGCUCGCCAUGACCGCCAGAUGGAUCAAAUAAAAGCAGCUGUGAAAACACCCAUGCCCCCUCGAAGAUACACUGGUCAUGAACGGGGAUCUAGCAUGAGCCCUGCCACACCUCGCGGAUCAGGACACAGGGGCCGAGAAAGCGAUGUCGAUGGUCGGAGAGCCGUAACCCCGAUGAAGCGAGUACCAAUCUUAGCCAACUUUGAGGAAUGGAUGAAAAUGGCAACCGACAACAAGAUCAACGCAAAUAAUUCAUGGAAUUUUGCCCUCAUUGACUACUUCCAUGACAUGUCCUUACUAAAGGAGGGGGAUGGUGUGAACUUCCAGAAGGCCAGCUGCACGCUUGAUGGAUGCGUCAAGAUCUACACAAGCCGAGUCGACAGUGUUGCAACGGAAACCGGUAAGCUUCUGAGUGGUUUGGCUGAUAGUCGCGAGAGAAAGGCCCACGAGGGUGGUGCAGAUGACGACGGGGCUGCGGAUGAGGACGAAGAAGGGGAGGGAGCGACAAGGAAAUCUCGACGGAAGGCACAACGAUCGCACGAGGCCACACUUGCACCUUCGUUCGCCUCACUCCAGCUGAAAAAAUUCGAACUUGAAUUCUCAGUUGACCCACUAUUUAAAAAGGCAUCGGCAGAUUUUGAUGAAGGCGGCGCAAAAGGCUUGCUGUUGAAUCAUUUGGCAAUUGAUGGGCAAGGACGAAUCGUCUUCGAUAGUAGUGAUGAUGCCGCUGAAGAGAGCUCGAAAGAUACGGAUGAUGCACGCCAAGGGUCGGAGGACUCCAAACAUCAAGAAUCUCCAUCGUCACCCCCAAAGCAAUCUUCUGAUGAUAUAUUUACAGACAAUGUGGAAAUUGACAUAACUGCUCUGGCGAGCCAGUUCUUCCCAGAUUUGGAGCGCCUAGAAAUGCAGGAUAUCUGCCCAUCACUUAAGAAUUUUGACCUUGGAGACCCGAGUGGGUCGUUGGAUAUACCUUUCCUUAAAGCCCCCGAAGUCUGGCGGAAUGAUAAGUGUCAUGAGGAGGGGCCGCAUCCAAAUGACGCAUCUGGAAUCAUGCUCGAUGACGACAAUGCUGUUGGCUUCGAUGACGACGACGCUACUUUGGCAGGCUUUGAUCUCGGCGGAGAUGCAGGUUUCGGUGAUGGUGGUGAGGCUUGGGCUCGUGAGGCUGCUUUGGAGCCGAUGCUCAAGGUUCACCGUGUCGAUCGCGACAAUGACGAGAUUCAGGAUGGUGAGGAGCUGGACAAUGACGACGCAUAUGCCAUUUCUCUCACUCAUCAACCUGACAAGCGUGACCAUGAAAACAUCCUCAGCUAUUUCGAUAAUGCCUUGCAAAAGAACUGGGCAGGCCCAGAACAUUGGAAAAUUCGUAGAAUCAAAGAGCAUACUGCGGCAAAUACUGCGAGUGCUGCUCCAAAGCAGCGAAAGGAGAAAGAACCCUUCGAAAUCGACUUUUCUGCCCCUCUGGAUUUGUCUGUUGCUGAGUUGAUAUAUACUCCAGCAAGCUCCAACUCCACCAUAUCCUUGCCCAAGACACAAUGGAAGACAAAAGGUCGCAACCUUCUCCCAGAUGAUAAACACUUCAAUUCGCGACAGUUACUUCGUCUCUUUCUAAAGCCUAAGGCCAGGAUGGGCACGAGAAAAUUGAUAGGAUCUCGGCAGUUUAACCGACGGAGGGAAGACCGGACAGCAGACAAUGGCGACAUGGAUGAGGCGUUCUGGGCAAACCAUAAACCGGAGAAUGACGUAUCUCCCGAUGAAGAAGGCGCCCCUGGUGCAUACGAUGCUAAUUUCUUCGCGGAUGAUGAUGGCCUCGCGUUCCCCAAUGGCUUUGGCUUAGGUGAUGACGAUGAUGACAACAUGCCUUUUGCAGAUGCUAGAGAGAUGCUUUCUCCACCAUCCGAUGGACACCCGGGUAACUCAGCAGGGGACGGUGGCGGAGCUUCGGGGCUUACGGCGCUUCUGAACAUGGUAGGCGCUACUCCUGGCGCAGCGUUACAGAGCGGAGCCGGAGGAUUCGGCUCACAGCUAGUGACCCAAGGCGGUCGAAGAGCACGCCCUGAUUAUGUUGCAUAUGCACGAGUGGCUAAGAAGGUGGAUGUUCGGCGACUGAAGGUGGAGAUGUGGAGGGGCAUGGGUGAACGCUUGAUCGCAUCAACAACUUUUGGUUCCUCUCACGAGAGUCAAUCCCACGAACCUGCUGAAGAUGACGCCGAUGCACCCCCAACACCCACGCCCGUGAACGAGAGCCUAGAUCGAGCCGCUGAAAACGAUCAACAGCAAGAAAAUGGCCAACUCCGAUUCACGCAAAUUAUGAACUCACUCAAAUCUGUCUACCCCACCGAAACACUACGUGACAUCAGUACUUCUUUCGGGUUCAUUUGUCUCCUUCAUUUAGCUAAUGAACAGGGUCUCAUGCUGCAGAAUGAUGAUGGUUCUACCAGUCUCGGCGAAGGCAGGCUCGAAGAUAUCUUUGUCACAAAGGAUAACAAUGCGGUCCUUGAAGAAGGAGCUAUGUGA